CCGGUUACGCCAGCCCCGCCGCCGCCCGCUCUGAUUCUGCGCAUAGGCAGCCCCCAAGCCUGUCAUUCUGCAAAAACACAGUUUACUCAACACACCACACACACUCGCACACACACGCGCGCACACACACGCGCACACCGGCCCCCGCGCGCACACGCACGGAGGGCGCGAGCGAGCAGACGCGCACACCAGCGAGCCAAGUUCCGCAGCCUGGCAUGGCUUCUGGGGACCUUUACGAGGUUGAAAGGAUUGUAGACAAGAGGAAGAACAAGAAAGGAAAAUGGGAGUAUCUUAUCCGAUGGAAAGGCUACGGGAGCACCGAGGACACGUGGGAGCCAGAGCACCACCUCUUGCACUGUGAGGAGUUUAUUGAUGAAUUCAAUGGGCUGCACAUGUCCAAGGACAAGAGGAUCAAGUCAGGGAAGCAGUCCAGUACCUCCAAGCUGCUGCGUGACAGUCGAGGCCCGUCGGUUGAGAAACUGUCCCACAGACCUUCAGAUCCUGGAAGGAGCAAGGGGACCUCCCAUAAACGGAAGCGAAUUAACCCUCCCCUGGCCAAGCCAAAAAAAGGGUAUUCAGGCAAGCCCUCUUCAGGAGGCGACAGGGCCGCCAAGACGGUGUCUUACAGGACUACCCCCAGUGGUUUGCAAAUAAUGCCCCUGAAAAAGUCUCAGAACGGGAUGGAAAAUGGGGACGCCGGCUCUGAGAAGGAUGAGAGGCACUUUGGAAACGGGUCCCAUCAGCCUGGCUUGGAUUUGAAUGAUCAUGUUGGAGAGCAAGAUGUGGGUGAAUGUGACGUGAACCACGCCACACUGGCGGAGAACGGGCUCGGCUCUGCUCUGACCAAUGGGGGAUUGAACCUGCACAGUCCGGUGAAGAGGAAGCUGGAAGCGGAGAAGGACUACGUCUUUGACAAAAGGCUCAGAUACAGUGUCCGCCAGAAUGAAAGCAACUGUCGGUUUCGAGACAUCGUCGUGCGGAAGGAAGAAGGGUUCACGCACAUCCUGCUGUCCAGUCAGACCUCGGAUAACAAUGCCCUGACACCUGAGAUCAUGAAAGAAGUCCGGCGAGCGCUCUGCAACGCAGCCACAGACGACAGCAAACUGCUGCUCCUCAGCGCAGUGGGGAGCGUGUUCUGCAGCGGCCUGGAUUAUUCCUACCUAAUUGGCCGGUUGUCCAGCGACCGGCGAAAGGAGAGCACUCGGAUUGCAGAAGCCAUCAGGGACUUUGUGAAGGCCUUUAUCCAGUUUAAGAAGCCUAUCGUGGUGGCCAUCAAUGGGCCGGCCCUGGGCCUGGGUGCCUCCAUCCUGCCCCUCUGUGACAUCGUGUGGGCCAGUGAGAAGGCCUGGUUCCAGACGCCCUAUGCCACCAUCCGCCUCACGCCUGCUGGCUGCUCCUCCUACACCUUCCCCCAGAUCCUGGGCGUCGCGCUGGCCAAUGAGAUGCUGUUCUGUGGGCGGAAGCUCACCGCCCAGGAGGCCUGCAGCAGGGGGCUGGUGUCACAGGUCUUCUGGCCCACCACGUUCAGCCAGGAGGUCAUGCUGCGGGUCAAGGAGAUGGCAUCCUGCAGUGCCGUGGUGUUAGAGGAGUCCAAAUGCCUCGUGCGGAGUUUCCUGAAAUCAGUGCUGGAAGACGUGAACGAGAAGGAAUGCCUCAUGCUCAAGCAGCUCUGGAGCUCCUCCAAAGGCCUUGACUCCCUUUUCAGCUACCUGCAGGACAAAAUUUAUGAAGUCUGAGGGGCCCCAGCUCACGGGCCCCCAAUUUCCAGCUCUGCCCUGUGUUUCGGAAACCAGAGCACAGUGUCUGCCCCGGCCAAGGAGUUUGUCAAGGUGUCUCUUUAUGCGUAGGGUUGUGUCCAUUUCCUCGUGUCCUUUGGUUGCUCCUCCUUGGUUUGAUUUUGUGUAAUGGAUGGAAAACGCAGCAUACUUGGCCUCCCCCACCUCCCUGCCCUUCCUGGCCAGAGAGCUGUCCGGGGCUGUAUCUUCCCAGGGCUCCGCCAAGCGCCGCUGUCCUUUCCCCACUUGCUGAAAUGCACCAUCACGGUCCAGGAAGGGGAAGACCACUUUCCCAUUCUUCUGACUCAGGCUGUGUCUACACAGUGCCUCUGACUUGGAGACUUGGCCAUCAUGGCUCUCUCUGGUUGUAUUUAGAUCGGGUGUCAGAGGACGACCAAUCUUAGGGAAUUUCCUGACCAAUGAGCAAAAUGAUUGUGCACACCUGGCCUCAGUCUCCUUUCCGACGCAAAUCUGUGUGACUAUUAGGGCUUGGUCUUAAAACCCAAUCGAGUGAUUUACAAACCCAGAUAUUGUACAUUUAGAAAUGUUUUGUUAAAUAUAUAUUUUUAAAACAA
Messenger RNA from Pan troglodytes (chimpanzee), 2350 nucleotides. It is a transcript of the gene CDYL2, whose product is annotated as chromodomain Y like 2. Gene Ontology annotation, molecular function: transcription corepressor activity. The transcript has 7 exons. Gene Ontology annotation, cellular component: nucleus. The coding region runs from base 216 to 1736 and encodes 506 amino acids. The record is from RefSeq and is a predicted model, not a curated record. NCBI's taxonomy places the organism in Eukaryota, Metazoa, Chordata, Mammalia, Primates, Hominidae.